Messenger RNA from Moneuplotes crassus, 3573 nucleotides. The record is from the annotation of a GenBank genome assembly. Lineage: Eukaryota; Ciliophora; Spirotrichea; Euplotida; Euplotidae.
GAACUUUUAUUCCGAAAAUAAAUCUCCAAAAGCCCUAUCUGCAAACAAUUUAGCAUAUUUGAAUACCCACUCUGUACAAAAACAGUUGUCCAGUGCAUGAAUUAUUUAUCUUUAACGUCUAAAUUCCAUGGUAAAACCUCUAAACCUGAUUCAUAACACUUUUUAUAGAGAAUAAUGCUCAAUAAUUUAACAUAAAAACGUAUAACACCGAAGUGAUGUCUCCUCUUCAAUUAAUGAUCAUGGAGGAAGUCGAGAAAAGAGUAAAAGAGCAAGAAGAGAGGGAGAAAAAUCAAAUACCUCAUAUGGUUAGUAGUAACAAAAGCCCAUAUUUAAAGCCUCCUCAUGUUUCAUGGACUAGAAGAGAAGGUGUCGGAAACAAGGAACAAUUAGAAGAGAAAUGGAGAUUUAUUGUAGGGUCACCGCCAGGCAACAAAAAUAGAGGACAUACUAGUGUUAGACCAGUUAUGAAUCGGAGGAAAAACCCAAUGACAAGGGCUUCUUCUCACAAGUCCGGGUUGGAGUACCUCCUAGCAUUAAAAUAGGACAAAGACUAAGCAUAAAAGUAUCCCAGUAAGAUCUCCCAGGCUCCCCAAUAAAAUGAUUGAUAAACGUAGGAAAUCAAGAAGGUACAGAAUAAAGAUGGGCAAAAUUGAUAAGAAAAAUUCAAGAAAUGGCAAGAGAGGGAACCCCAACAAAAAGAAUGCCAAUGUAUCCUUUUCAGAUAUCGAAAGUCCCAAACAAAGAUGCAUUAAAGGGGAUGGAGAAUUUCUUAAGACAAUGUACGGCCAAGAGACUUAUAACAUCAAUGAAGUCUCUGUCAGAGUUGACUUUGAUUCAGACCACAGUGAGAGUGAAGAUGAUUACUUUGGAGGAAUCUUGUCAAAGAACCAGUUCUUUGACAGAUACAAAAAUAUGUCUAAAAUAGAUAGAAAUAAGGAAUCUCCUCAUUUGGAGUACAUCAAGUCAUGACAAGAACAAGGCAUUGUAGCAAUGCCUUAUGGAAUGACCAAGAAGAAAGGAAAGGCAAAUGAAUUAAUGCUCAACGAUUUUUUAAUGGGCGAUAAGUAUGCUGAAGCUGUAUCAAAGAUCCUUCCUUUUAUUAAAGAGCCACUUCCUUUGAAUUUAAGGAAUAAUCGGCUAACUCAGAAAGGAGUUGAUACUAUCAUUGGAUGCUGGAACGAAAACAUUAGAGAGUUUGACAUAUCAUUAAACCCUGGUAUAAAGAAGCUUGAUUACAGAAAGCUUAUUGGGAAUAGAAACUUUAACUUGACUAAUCUUGCACUUGAAGGUAACCGAUUUGGAGACAAAAACAUUCAUGAUCUCUGAGAAGCAGUUCUUUCGAGACCAAUUCUAAAGGUACUUAAUCUAUCACAAAACAUGAUUACCAGCAAGGGAGGCAAGUCUCUUGCUGAACUUAUCAGGUACAGUGACAGCAUUGAAGAACUGUAUCUUAGAUGGAACUUUAUUAGACCUAGAGGAGGUGUUGAGAUCAUCGAAGCUUUAAAGGAGAAUAAAUCUCUUAUAACCCUUGAAAUGUCCUUUAAUCCUCUCGGAGAAAACAAAAAGCCGUUGAAAAAGCCGAUAAUAGACAAAAGUGAGUAUGAUCCAAAUAUGAUCGCUGAUCAGGAUGCUUCAAAAUUAUUGUCAAAGAACUAUCACAACAUUGCAGCAAAGAUAGGAGAAAUGUUUGAAGUAAAUGAUACACUGCUUCAUGCUGAUUUCUCCCAGUGAGGAUUUAACAUUUAUGAGUGAAGAGAGAUUGCAGAAGGACUCAAAAGGAACCAUACUUUACUAGGCCUGCACUUCAUGAGUCAGCCUAUGAAUGUAAAUGCGCUUGGAUUUCUCAAGGAAGCAGAUAUUGACUCAGCUGCAAUUCAUCUCAACACAAAGUUUGGGGGAAAUAACGAAACUGGCUUCGCGAUUAAUGAAAAGAUUAAGCUUCAUUCAACAUCCAACUGAUGGGUAUGUGAGGGAUGGAGCAAAGUAACAUUUAAACUUGAUCCGAAGAAAGUGAAUAAUCCGCCUAAAGAAAGUAUGACUCCAAAAGAUAAAGUCUAUCUCAAUCUCUCCAUUGACAAUUUUGAGCCGGAUCCUAUGGAGUUUGACGAAAGCACUGGGACUUAUUCCCUUGAUAGGAUGACCCCAGCAAUCAAGAUGGAGUAUUUUUUUACUAUAAAUGGAGUUCAGAAAUAUCUCACAAAUAAACCAAAGAAAGAGCCUGAGGAUAAUGAUAUCGAUAUUGUCUUCGCAAAUGUGGUAACGAACAAAAUUAAGAAGAAGGUCAAACUUAGCCAUGAUUAUCUUCUCAGUUUAGAUUGAUUUCCCAGACCAGUAAGGCCCGGAUGGCCUGAUGAUGAGAAGGAAGAACCCAAAUGGGACUUUGAAAAAUCAGUCUUCUUUGGAUAUAAACCUGACAAUGAUGAAAUACUUGCAAAAUGAUUUGAUUAUGACUGGGCGCACUGAAAGAUUCCAAAUAUUAUCAAAAACCUCACUGAGCAAGCAAAAGUUCAAAAAUACUUAAAGGCAAACUAUGGCCCAAUCAGAGAAGUUUAUAAGUACUUUGCUGGUGUUUCUCCUUGUUCUAAUGUUCCCUGCAUUAGUCAGAAUGCUUUCAUUGAGAUUAUUAACAAGACUAAUAUUAUCGACCAGAAAGAGUUAAAACUCAGUGAUAUAGAUCUUGAAUUUACAGCUACAAAAGCUGGAAAUAAGAAAAAUAAGCUAAAUCCAGACAAAUGGUGGUUGGUAAGAUACCAGUUGAUGGAAAUCCUUGUCAGGAUUGCUCUAAAGAAGUAUUACAAACCUUCGAAGGAAGGAAGAACUUCUGAAAAAAUUACUGAAAGUGAAGCAGUCGUUAAAUUAUUCGAAGAUAAACUUCUCCCCCACUUUUAUAAUUAUAACUGUCAUAAAUGGAGGCUUGCCCAUCUUUGGUGUCAAGAGAUAGAUGAAGCCUUCCAAGAACAUUUGGAUGAAAUAGACCUACUUUUCAAGCUAAACUCUGGCAAGUACUGAAAGCCUGGGAAAUCUAAGUUUAUGAGUCUCGACGAGUUUAGUCAAAUGAUUACAAAUUCAGGUAUAUUAGAAAGCAAAUCCCUUGGAUCUGGAGAAAUCGGCUCACUUUUCAAUGUUUCAAUGAUGACUCAAGUCAAAGAACUCGAAUUUGAAAGGCACAUGGAAAUGAACUUCUUAGAGUUUGUAGAGGCUGUAUGUCGAGUGGCUUUUAAACUAAUUGAUUUCCCAGAGAAAUAUCUCCCCUCAAGAUAUAUUAAACCCCAACCAGGUGAAUCUAAGAGAGGAAGUAAAGAUCUAAGUCAAGUAGAUUCUAUGGUUAGUGGUAUGAAAAAGAAAGAAAACGAUGAUAAUGUUAAACAGAAAGUCGAGCAAGCAAAGAAUACUAGGUCUGUGAAAUUCUUACCUAUACCUGACCUAAGUUUUCAUGCAAAAGUCUCUCUCCUAAUAAAAUUGCUGAUCAGGACUUCACUUUCAGAUCAAAAAAUUUCCAAGAAGAGAUAGUCAAUCAGUUUUCAACCACCAGGACGUCAAACCAGUGGUAUCAGGAUUCCAUUAAGUGAGAAU